Colius striatus (speckled mousebird) is the source of this 4427-nucleotide messenger RNA. RefSeq names its product synaptotagmin 11 (gene SYT11). Bases 630 to 1922 code for a protein of 430 amino acids. Gene Ontology annotation, molecular function: calcium ion binding; SNARE binding; clathrin binding. Gene Ontology annotation, cellular component: membrane; synapse; axon. The record is from RefSeq and is a predicted model, not a curated record. The transcript is spliced from 4 exons. Gene Ontology annotation, biological process: regulation of calcium ion-dependent exocytosis; vesicle fusion; calcium-ion regulated exocytosis. NCBI's taxonomy places the organism in Eukaryota, Metazoa, Chordata, Aves, Coliiformes, Coliidae.
UGUUGGCCGGGAGAGAGGCGCCGCCGCCGGCGCCAUGUUGACCGGGAGCGGGGCGGGACGAGGCGCCGCCGCCAUGUUGGCCGGGAGCGGGGCGGGACGAGGCGCCGCCGCCGCCCCGUUGACCGGGAGCGGCCGCCGCGCCGUGACGUUAGACGGGGCAGCGGGGGCAGCCGCCUCCAUCUUUGCUGGGCGAUGUCACCGGGCGCCAGCCCCGCUGCAUAACACCGAGUCCCUGUCCCCGCCGCCCCGGAGGGUCUUCCCGUGAGGGAGGGGUUGCCCGGUACUGCUGGCACCCGCAGCUCCCCGGCGGAGCGCAUCGGCUCCGCUGCCGUUCCCCCCGGAGCCCACACGCACGCCCCCGCCGUUUGGCUGCCCCGGCUCCCCGCACACCCCCCUCUCUCCCCGCGGCUGCUCGCCCGGGAGGCGCGGCCGGAGCCCCGCCACUUGCCGAGUCACCGCCGGGCGGCUGCGGGGCGGAGCCGGGGGGAGGGCGGGCCGGGCCGCCGGGCGGGGCCUGCGCCGCAUCGGGACCAGUCGGCAGCUCCUGCAUCCCGGGCUCCGAGCAUCCUCCGGGCGGGGGCCGUGUACCGCGGCGCCUCCGCACCGGGCUCCGCAUCCCGGGCUGGGCCAUGGCGGAGAUCACCAGCGUGCACCCCGGCUUCGAUGUCUCUCCCGUCGUGGCAGGUCUCAUCGGUGCUACUGUCCUGGUGGUGUCUGUCUCAGUAACAGUUUUUGUGUGGACAUGCUGUCACCAGCAAGCAGAAAAGAAGCACAAAACCCCACCUUAUAAAUUCAUUCACAUGUUGAAAGGCAUCAGUAUCUACCCUGAGACCUUGAGUAACAAGAAGAAGAUCAACCGGAUCCGGAGAGACAAGAGCGGCACCCCCAAGGAGGCUGCCAGGGGAAACCUCUUGGUGGAUGCUGCUGAAUCUGGUUUAAUAGGCUCUGACAAGGCUCCAGAUGGGUCAAAUGCAGCCCCCCACGUCAACCAGCUCCCAAUAAAAGUAGAUUAUGGAGAUGAACUAAGUCCAGAUCAAAGCCUCACCCCGGGAGGAAGCAAAACCUCCUCCCCGUCUUCCCCAGGGGACGACGUCCUGUUGGGUGAGCUGACUUUCUCAGUGGACUACAACUUCCCUAAAAAAGCUCUGGUGGUUACCAUUCAGGAGGCUCACGGGCUGCCAGUGAUGGAUGAACACACCCAGAGCUCUGACCCUUACAUCAAGAUGACAAUCCUCCCAGAUAAGAGGCACCGAGUGAAGACUCGUGUCCUGCGCAAGACGCUGGAGCCGGUGUUUGACGAGACCUUCACCUUCUAUGGGAUCCCCUACAGCCAGCUCCAGGAUCUGGUGCUUCACUUCCUUGUGCUGAGCUUCGAUCGCUUCUCUCGAGAUGAUGUCAUUGGAGAGGUGAUGGUGCCCCUUGCAGGGGUGGAUCCAAGCACUGGCAAGGUUCAGCUGACCAGGGAGAUCCUCAAAAGGAACAUACAAAAAUGCAUUAGCAGAGGGGAGCUCCAAGUCUCCUUGUCCUACCAGCCCGUGGCGCAGAGAAUGACCGUGGUGGUGCUGAAAGCCAGACAUUUGCCAAAGAUGGAUAUCACUGGCCUCUCAGGUAAUCCCUACGUGAAGGUGAACGUUUACUACGGAAGGAAGCGCAUCGCCAAGAAGAAAACUCACGUGAAGAAAUGCACUUUGAACCCGGUCUUCAACGAGUCCUUCAUCUAUGACAUCCCAGCUGACCUCCUCCCUGACAUCAGCAUCGAGUUCCUGGUCAUCGAUUUCGACCGUACCACCAAGAACGAAGUGGUGGGUCGGCUGAUCCUGGGCGCCCACAGCGUGACGGCGGCCGGCGCCGAGCACUGGCGGGAGGUGUGUGAGAGUCCUAGGAAGCCAGUGGCCAAAUGGCACAGCCUGAGCGAGUACUAGGCAGAGGUUGAGGCAGAACAGACUCCAAGGAAACCUUCUUUUAGCUGUUAGAACUAAAACCCUUCGUGAGAAGCAGCGGCUGAUUGGUUCUCUAGUGACGUGGUUUUGUUUUCCUGGUCUGGGGUUUGGUUUCAGUUUUAGUUUCGUUUGGUUUUUGGUUUCUGGUUUUUUUUUUUGCAGGGCACUAAAACUCUAAAGAGCAUUAAAAACAACAAAAAAAGAGAUACCACAACUAUAUAUAACAGUGUAACCACUCUAUUGCAUGCCUAAUACAGACUGAGAUGAGUAUAACUACCACUAUGGAGUCGCAGACUUUAAUCCAAUUAUCUUGUCACUUAUGGAAGUUGUGUUUGUGCCGAAACUGUCUUUGCUGGUAUUCACCCAGAUUUGGCCUGUCUUUUUUUCUUAGGGCUUCUCCCAAAGUCACUGAAUUCUGCUGUUUUGAACCUCUAGUUUCAUUGGUAGUUUGCCUGACCCGUUUGUUCUCGCGGUGCUGUUGCUUUGCUGGUUGGGGAGCAGCGACCGCCUUGCCGGGUGAAGGUGGUUUAGAGUUCUGCACGAGUGGGAAAGGGGAGAGCCAAGGGCAAAGUGGCAUUUGCCUUCAGAGGAGAAAUAGUUCUGGUGUCAGGAAAUACUUGCCUUGUGCUUGUGGAGCUGUGAGGUCGCCACCUCAGAGAUCUGUGUCUGAAAUGCAAAGGGGUCACCUUGUGGAAGUUACCACAGGCCAGCUGGGGAAACUCUGCUCUGCUUCAUUUGACCCUGCCUGUGCAUGAAGGGCCCAAGGAAGGAAACAAAACCUGUCACUGAUUGGUAAGGAAACUCUUGCUAUUCUCUUUUAAAUGUGAAAUCCUGCAUGAUUGCCAAGUCCUGUUACAGUGGCAUAACCUCAGAUGGAAAAGUAUCCUGGGGCAAGAGGUUUGAAGUGAAAAAGUUCCCUUCAUUCAGCCUUCAGCCACUACACAUGACCUUGUAGUCACCCAAGAGCCUAGGCCUCAAAACACAGGGCAAGGCCUGGCACUACACAAUGCUUCAGACUCUUUUAAGAGGUUGUUUGUCAGAGUUUCAAGGCAGCUUGGGUUAGUUCUUGAGUUGUGAAUGACUGCUGAGAGGGAGGAUGUGCUCAGCAGCACCUCUGAAGUGGGGAAAACCUUCCUUGACAAGGAAGGUUUUAAGCUAUUAACCCUGAGUUAACAGCUAUUUAAGCUAUUGGCCCUGAGCAGGCUCUAGUUUAGAGAACAGAAGUUUGGAGAGUUCCAGCAAUUCAGAAGCAGCUGCUUUAGGGCUCGUGGUGAACACAGUAACAUCCUGGCAGGAAACUCAGUUUGGGUUCUUAUUACAUUCAAGCCAGGAACGGUGUCAGGAUGAUAAUUGGCAGCAAAGAAUCGAUUGUCAACAUUAUGGGUAAACUGAGUGGAAAGAGAAACUGAAAUCAUUCCUAAACUCUCCAAUGGAAUUCCAACACAGAGCUUGAGCUUGCAAAGAGGCUCCUAGACUGCAAAUCUGAGCUGUUCCCAGGCAGCCACUCUGUUCAGUGCCCUGUGGAAUGCAAAGAAUGCAUUAUAAGCAAACCAAUUCAGAUCCUUUAACUCCUCACAGCACCUGACUGCUGAGUUUUACAGCCCUGGUGAAAAAAAAGUGAUCCUUUCCACCUUGGUAUUAGUGGAAGUAGAAGAAGUGAGUAAGUCUCAACUUGGGUUUCCUCUCCAGGCACCCUGUAAAGCAGCAGCUGCUGGGAGGGCUCUGUGCAGACAGUCAGCACUUUGUCAGCAGGCAACACACAGCAUCUCUUCCCAAGAAACUGGGUUUGGAAAGCUGAAUUUUCUCACUCACAGUGAAACUCACUGAAACUUCCUUCCUCUUAGAAGCUGAAGCUCUUUAUUCCUCAGCCUUGCAUGACAGAGAGGCCUGGACUUGGUUCAUUGAUCCAGGGUCCAUAUCCAUCCCCAGGAUUUCUGCCUGAGGUUCCAGCAGAUCUUAUCUUUGUCCUAAAUGCUUUUUAAGCUCGUGCUCUAUAAGUGGCUCAACAGCCACAAACCAGAGAACAAGCUCUCCCUUGGCAAUCAGUGCAGAUCUAUCCCCCAUCCUAGUUUUUGCACUAAGCAGCUGCGUUGCUGAACUCCAGCAACCGUCACACGCCUUUCCCUCGCAGCCUUGAAACCAAGGUGGUCUUUAGUUGAAAGAUGAACUUCUCGUCAAGGAAACAUGCUCAGGGUAAAUAGACUUAGGCUAUUGGGCAGAUAGGAGUAGCUCCAACACUCUUCUGAAAUGAUAGGAAGCUGAAGAUGUGCAGAGAUAUAUUUUUUAACACGUAGGUCAGAGGGGAAAGCGAUGGCGGAGUCACUGUAAAAUCUCCCGGGUGUGGUUUGUUCUUUACCUUCGUGUCUUCUACUGUAAAAACAAAACAGAAAACAAGAUUAACUUGGACAGUUACAACUUGGUGUGGAAAAAAAACCCAAAUAAAAGCCAAAAAAAAAUAUAUAUCUAUCUAAUAAUAUAACCCAACAA